GACAGAAUCCCAAGAUUAUUCUGGGUAGCCCAGCAAAUCACCAUUCGCGAACCACGAUGGAGGUAGCUCAGCACUUCAUCAAGGCAGAGAGCCUGACCAACGUCAAAACCGCCGGCGAAGGUCUCGAAUGUCUCGUUUAUAAAGCAAGCUCGCCAUUAUAUGGCCCAGUCGUUCUCAGGGUGCCUAGAGUCAAGAUCUACCAGAACGCCAAUGACCCAAACACCAAUGCAAGUGAUCUUAUCCAACAAGAGAUGAAGAUCUACAAGCUUCUUCAAAAUGAUUCAGUACCUGUACCCAAGGCAUAUAAGUACCUUGAAGAAGAUGGUUAUCCAGCGAUGUUGUGCGAGUACGUGGACGACGAUGGAACGGAGAUCACGUUUGAGGAGAUGGGACGUGUAGCGGCGAUGAUACACUCAUCGCCGUUGUCCGAUCCAGCAAUGAAGACAGUUGCGCUGGAGACAGCAGAUGUGUUCUCAACAAUCGAACAAAGACUUAAAAGGCGCUUCUCAGUGCUGUCGCAAACAGUCCCAGAGGCUUCCAGCUGGAUAGCGAACUGGGCACACAUUCACACCGUCCUCGAAGGUCUCAAACGAUUCCCUGCAAGUCUACUUCACAUGGACUUUCGCGACGUCAAUCUCCGCCAUAAAGAUGGACGAAUAAGCGCUGUGAUCGAUUGGACCAACGCCCUCGUCGGCCCAGCAGCCAUUGACCUCUUCCGCACGCUGGAGUUCAGUCAACUCGACGAAAGCUUCAUCAAAGGUUACAAUGAAGUGACUACCUGGCCAGAAGUUGCCUCAAAAGAGGAAUGCCUGCUAAGACUUGAUGCUGCGCUUGUGUUGGCGCUUGUGUUCACGUCAGAGGCGCCUGAUGCUGAGAGAGCCGAAGUUGCGGUGGCGAGGGUGAAAGAACUCUCAAAAAGCCUGGUGGAAGCUACGUCGCACGAUUGA
Molecule: messenger RNA, 947 nt
Organism: Fusarium oxysporum Fo47
Lineage: Eukaryota; Fungi; Ascomycota; Sordariomycetes; Hypocreales; Nectriaceae
Product: kinase-like domain-containing protein
Exons: 1
Coding region: 57-947 (296 amino acids)
Source: RefSeq, a predicted model, not a curated record